CGUAGGUUUGACCGGCUUGUGAAGCUCAGACACAAUGAACCGUCAGACGGUGCGGGGUACGCAUGUUGGGCCGGAGGCAUAGGCACGGUUUAGCAGAUUAUUCUUCUUAAUUGUGCCUUUUCUUGGAUUUAUUUAGUAAUCUCCAGACUGCUGAAACACUGUAUGGCGGUAACAAGGCUCAGCUGGAAACGGUUGAUUCGUCGAGUUUGAUGAAAACGAGGUCAGGCUCAGACUACCGUUAGCCCCUCCUGGUGGAUUCUGUUUCCGUUGUUUUUUCUAGAUAAAGCCAACAAACCGAGGCAGAUAACAAUGUCGUUGACUGCUUCGUCUGAUUAUUUCGCUGCCGAGUGUCUGGUGUCGAUAUCCAGCGGUCCUGUCCUACACAGACCCACCCCAGUCGCCCCCGCCAGCCAGCCGGCCGUGGUGGGCCUGCUCCCCGGGGAGCCCGACGUGUCGAGCGAGGACAGGGAAGUGCGGGAGACGCUGAGGCUGGAGGGGGCCAACAUGAUGGCGGUGGCCGGUAUCCUCACCGACCUGCACGGCAAGUUCCGCCCCAUGUCGGCCUACUCGGAGAGCAGCAACUCCUCAUGUGGUGGGGAGAGCGGUUACACCACGUUGUCCGACCCCACCACCCCUACCAUGACCCCCUCCGCCACCCCUGUCCCCGGGCAGCAGCAGCUGAGGGGGGGUGGAGGUGGAGGAGGCGCGGGGGCCCCGCGGUCCCCGGUGAAGCGACAUCAGUGCACUUUUGACGGAUGCGACAGAGUUUACGGGAAAUCGUCCCACCUGAAGGCACACAUCCGGACACACACAGGUGAGAGGCCCUUCCCAUGCACCUGGCCGGACUGUGAGAAGAAGUUUGCCCGCUCUGAUGAGCUUGCCCGCCACACCCGCACCCACACCGGUGAAAAACGUUUCCUGUGCCCACUGUGCGAUAAGCGCUUCAUGCGUAGCGACCACCUGAUCAAGCACGCCCGCCGCCACCCUGACUUCCAGCCCUCAAUGUUGAGCCGCACCAAGGGCGCCUCCUCCUCCUUGUCUCCCAGCCCGGCCAUGCACCAUUAGGAUGGUCUUGGUUUGGGUGGAGGGGGUUUCCUAACAGGAGCACAGAAGGUCACGAUGGUUUCAAGUUAACCAGCUACAAUCAGAUCCACUGAUUUAGGAUUUAGCAUUGCUGUGUUGUACUCAACAAAUGUGCACAUAACACACACAACACACACAAAGCUGGAUGUGAGGGGAGAAAGCGGCUUCAUCCCUCCAUCUGCACAGAUGAGUCAUGUGACCACUAUCCACCUGCUCAAUAGAACUAGGGUUGGGUAUUGAGAACGCUCCAAAUCUUAAAGAAGUGAGGAUUUGUUAAGAAAUGUGCUUUUUCGAUUCCACUUAUCGUUUCCUGAAAGCAAAGUUUGGACCUACUUUACUUCAUUUACAUCGCAGAUUACACGUGUAUCAAAGCACGUGUAUAAUGUUUACAAUAAGACGGAGUGGGGCCUGUUUUCAAAAGUGGCUGUGCUUCACGAAAGACCGUAAUGAUGCGGUGAAAUGUAGUCACUGCAUGAAAAUAAAUAUAUGCAAGGAAAGAAAGUCUAAUACAACAACACAUUUACUACAGAAACAAGUAGAAGGCAGCGUUUUUAUAAAAUCCUGUAUCAUAGUGAAAUGAAUUUAAACAUUUUUAUAGCUCAAAUAACCAGAUAGGAACGUCUGUUUUUGGUAAAAACACACGAUUAAUUUCAGGGCAAAUCAAGGUACUUCAUCACAUUGAUGCAAAAAGUCUGUAAAACCAAUUAUGCCACGAAGCAGUCCUGCUCAUCGAUUUACAACACAACAUUAAUACAAGGCUUUAAUGCCUCAAAAAGCAAAAUCAAAUGUAAAACAUUCAGCUUUUCUGUGGCACAACAGAGAAUGUUUAUAUAUAUUUUCCUUUUUUAACCAAAAAUCACAGAACACUUCCUCAUUUAUUACAUGUUUAUGGCAGCCUAAACCUUUUGGAAAUAAAUGUGUGGUGUUUUUUAUGUUGAACAUACUUUGUUUUCUUUUCUUUCUCAGGAUUCGAUGAGAAUGGGAAUCAUUAAGCAGAUUUGAGUCUAUGAAAUAAACCCAACCCUAAAAAAUAACCUCAGUUUCUCAAACACUUCCACAAAUUGCAGGGAUUUUUCACAUUUUUCUGUAAAAGUCUGCACAUUCAUCAUCAGCCAAAACUCCUCUGUUUUCUAGUGGUUCAUUUGUAGACUGUUGUUGUGCUCCUCGUUUAUUUCCCAUGAGUAGCAUAAACUUGUGAUGUUAGGUAGCGAGGCGCCGACUAGAAGCCUUUUAGCUUUUCUUUUUUUUUAGCUUUGCUGAUUCCAUAUAAAAGUUUAUUUUAGUGGUGACACAUUCCUUAAUUUUUAUUGCAUCGGUAACCAUCAUUGAGGCAAUUUUGUAAUGAUUUCUAUAUAUUCAGUUUAACUAUAGAUCUAUUGAUUUUGCCAGAAAGUGGAUCAAACUUCACUGUAGAAAAGCUGAUUGCACGCCAUCCUUACAUCUAGAUCAGUUAUCACACAUGAAAUGCUGAUACAUAAUACACAGUAUUAUGUCUAAUACUGAUGCAAAUGUAUAUAAGCUUUAAGCUUUUAAUGUAGAUUAAUGGUAAUGCUACUAGCAACUGAAUUAAUACAUGUGAUGAAUUGUAGUCCUUAUAUUAGGGGUAACGGUAUACUCUUGAUAGGAUGGCAUUGCUUGUGAGUGUCGGUGUGUAUGUGUUUUUAUUUACAUUUUUGUUAGCGACAGAACUGGGGAAAAAGUGUGUAUGCGAUGAUAUCAAAAUGUUUUGGGGAAACAAAAAUGACAUGAGUCGAGCUUGACUUUUAGCUGGCUGCCUUCGAAGUCAAAGCCAUCACCCCAUUCAUCAGGGGUGUGGAGCCAGACGGCAGAAGGCAUUUCAGGAUCAGGAGUGCCAGGUGUUUCUGUACACGGUUUGAGUCUUACAUGUAGAGUUACAAAAAAUAACCUGUUAUAACUUUUAGUGUGGGAACCAAAAUUGGUCUAAAACUUGUGCUAAUCUGCUCCCAUUGAGGAAAGCUAAUACCAGUAGAUCUUUACUGAGUUUGACUUAUCAAAGCAUAAAAGCACAAGUGCAGCUGAUAAAGUUAAUAAUGGCUUUAUGUUAUGUACAAUAGUCAUGAACCAGCAGGCACUUGUAAAUGGGAUGCCGCCAUUAAUAAUGGUAUUAGUUACACCUGUGUCUGACAAGUCAAACUGUCCUCUGUGAUAAAGAAACAUUACAAUGUUGGAAAAACAAACGGGGAUUUGUUAAAGGGUAACUUAUGUAUUUUUUGGGCUAGACCCUGUUUUCCCUUUUUUUUUU
This is a messenger RNA of Epinephelus fuscoguttatus (brown-marbled grouper), 3346 nucleotides long. RefSeq lists its product as uncharacterized. Lineage: Eukaryota; Metazoa; Chordata; Actinopteri; Perciformes; Serranidae. The transcript is spliced from 2 exons. The record is from RefSeq and is a predicted model, not a curated record. Bases 310 to 1065 code for a protein of 251 amino acids. Gene Ontology annotation, molecular function: DNA-binding transcription factor activity, RNA polymerase II-specific; RNA polymerase II cis-regulatory region sequence-specific DNA binding. Gene Ontology annotation, biological process: regulation of transcription by RNA polymerase II.